Folsomia candida is the source of this 1725-nucleotide messenger RNA. Its product is annotated as eukaryotic translation initiation factor 4E type 3-B. Gene Ontology annotation, cellular component: eukaryotic translation initiation factor 4F complex. Gene Ontology annotation, molecular function: RNA 7-methylguanosine cap binding; translation initiation factor activity. The record is from RefSeq and is a predicted model, not a curated record. The coding region runs from base 440 to 1342 and encodes 300 amino acids. The transcript is spliced from 5 exons. NCBI's taxonomy places the organism in Eukaryota, Metazoa, Arthropoda, Collembola, Entomobryomorpha, Isotomidae. Gene Ontology annotation, biological process: translational initiation.
UGUUGUGCCAAAAGAACGUGUUUUCUAGACUUGAGCGCAGUUAAUUUCCUAUUUACGCUAUUUUGGGAUUUGUUUUCAAGUCCAAAGUUUAAUCUUAUUUUCAUACUUUAUUAUUGUUCUGCGUACUUUCCAUGCAUGAUAAGGGUCAAUAUUGUUGUUUGUAUUUGGGCAUUAUUUCGGAAACUAAUUAAUUUUCCAUGAAAAAGAGGAUUACAUAGAUAUUAGUGACAAAAGUUGACUGAGAUUCAUCUCGAGUUCAACUCAACUUCCAUGAGUUCAAGUUGAGAAAUAUGGAAGGUUGAGAAAUUGAGAUUAAAAUGGGCAAAAUGCGACUCAAAAAGAACAUUGACCCGAUUCACUCAAUCUCAAGAUCUGUGCUACUUACAUAUUGUUCGCAGUAUUGAGAAAUGAAUGAAAUGUGAGACUGACGCACUUACAUAUGACGAACUUAUGUCUGUAUUUGCAGAUGAUGCCAAUGUCACCCCCUGGGAGUCCAGCAGUUGUUGCCAUGAUGGGCAAAAUGACGGCAUCUCCACGAGAACGAGAUCUGAAGGGAGGAGGAGGCGAUGGUGACACCCUCAUGGACAUCACCUCCCAACAAAAACAUAACCUUCAAGAUGUCGAUAGAUUCGCUCCGGGUCAACCUUCCUUGAAGGAGCUUUUUGAAAAAAUGUUGAGCCAGAAAAAGAACAUUUACUCCACGGAUCCCAUUCCGUUGAACAACCCGUGGACGUUCUGGGUGGACAAAACUGAACGAGGAGUGAAUUUGGAACAAUAUAAUUCUAAUCUCCGGUGUAUCUACACCUUUUACACGGUUCAACGUUUCUGGGCGGUGUACUACAAUAUACCAAAGCCUUCCGAUCUGCAGCCGAGAAGCAGCUUGCACAUGAUGAGAGAUGAUCGAAAGCCCGUGUGGGAAGAGGAGUACAACUGCAAAGGAGGAACCUUCCGGCUUCGGGUUCAAAAGAAAGAUUCGAAUAAAGUAUGGAUUGAAUUGCUGUUGGCCGCAAUUGGAGAACAGUUUAAUGAAUUUAUUCAUGAAAAGGACGAGAUUUGUGGAAUUUCUAUUUCGACGCGUGAAAAAGAAGAUUGCAUUUUGAUUUGGAACACGAACGCGGAGCUUGCCAAGGAUUCGAAGAUUUUGCAAUAUCUGAGUCUCAUUUUACCGGAUACCGUUUUCAUUGCGACGUUCUACAAGCCUCAUUUCACUCAUCACGCAUUUGAGAAAGGGAAUGGCCCCAAGCAGCAGCAAGGGUCCCAGGGAGGACCACCACCACGGUCAUUCAAGCUUCAAGGACCUCAACACCCACGGUCUUCUAACCCCAGUGGCGGUGAUCAUUAAUUCGGCGAAUUUUGCGGCUAAAUUUUUAUUUCAUUAUCAAAAUUCAACAAUCUCCUCCAAUGAUACUUACGAAUAACAGCGAAGAAAUGAGGUCUUGUUUGUCGAUAAAAGUAAGUAUAAAAAUAACUAAAGCCAGUAUUGUCAAAAUUUUCUACUCCAAAGAAAACUUUGGUAUGAUAACGUAUAAGGAAUAAUGUAUAAAUAUAUAAGCAAAUUAGCAUGUAGUAGUAAAGGAGUUAAUUUUCUCCGCACUGUUGUGUCCGAAUGAAGUAUGAAAUGCUUGUAAAAAUAGUCUUUGUCUUUUCAACCUCUAAUAAAAUUCAACAAAACCAAAAAAAAUAUAUCCGCAAAUAGUUUUAACACGAUAAUCUUAGUAUUGUAAA